Molecule: messenger RNA, 2174 nt
Organism: Oncorhynchus keta (chum salmon)
Lineage: Eukaryota; Metazoa; Chordata; Actinopteri; Salmoniformes; Salmonidae
Product: chondrolectin
Exons: 8
Coding region: 402-1349 (315 amino acids)
Biological process (GO): positive regulation of axonogenesis
Cellular component (GO): cytoplasm
Source: RefSeq, a predicted model, not a curated record
GGCGCGAGGUGACAGCUGUGUGUGGUCGAUCAGUUGCAGAGGGACUCAGAAACGAGAGAAGGAAAGGGAGGGGGAUCAAUAAACACGCCUGUGGGAGCCACUUUCUCUGUUUCACUGUCUCUGGUGGGCUGUCUGCACGAGGCGAGCCCCCGUUCUUAGAACAUUUUCCGGUCCUCGAGCGCGUGAGGGUGCCGGUACGAAUCCCAUUAGAGCAUCUUGCUCACUGAAAAGUAAAAACCGGAAAUUUGGGUGGAAACCAUGACAACAGCAGAGACCGGAGACUGAGAGCAGAGUCGCAGUCAACAAACUGGCAGUAGACCGGUGAACUCUGAUGUGAGAGAAGGAGCUUUUUUAUUUUUACAAUACCAUUUUUAUUUCAAAGCUCUUUUUCUCUGUCAAGUAUGAAACCAUCGAAGAAGAGCGCGCAGCAGAAUAUCCUGAGAGUUCUAUGCGGAGUGAUGGUCAUGGCCUCCAGCGGUCACGGCGCAAGAGUUGUCAGUGGUCAGACGGUGUGUCAGGGAGGGGAGGAGCAUCCAUGCUAUAAGAUCGCCUACUUCCGGGAAAUGACCAGCCGGAUUGCAUUCAGCGAGGCCAGAAAGGCAUGUGAGAUGGACGGAGGGUCAUUGCUGAGUGUAGAGAGCGCUGCGGAGCAGAGACACAUAGAACACCUGCUACAGGAGCUUCGGACCUCCUCAACAGGAGCAGGGACGGAAACGGGGGAAGGAGCAGGUACCGGUAAUGGAGGAAUAGCAGACGGUGAUUUCUGGAUCGGGCUGAUGAGGACAGAAGGAGAACACACACAGGAAAACGGCGGCUUCGCCUCCUGUCCUGACCUCUACCUCUGGACCGAUGGGAGUGUGUCCCAAUUCAGGAACUGGUAUUUUGACGAGCCGUCGUGCGGAGGGGAGGCGUGUGUAGUGAUGUACCACCAGCCUACAGCGCUCCACGGGCUGGGCGGGGCCUACAUGUACCAGUGGAAUGAUGACAGGUGCAACAUGAAGCACAACUUCAUCUGCAAGUACGAACCAGAGAGCCGUCUGGGGAAGGAGCAGGGGGACAGGCCUGGAGCUCGUGACCCAGAUGUGGCGGUGGUGCAGGCAGAUGAGGUCAAACAAUCCGGACCAAGUGAGGACGACGCCCCACACGUAGUCAUAGCUGGAUCCUCAGGUAUGCUGCUUGUUUAUGUAAUCAUCCCCACCAUCCCUCUGCUGCUGCUCAUCCUGGUGGCUUCUGGGACUUGCUGUUUCCAGAUGUUUAGUAAGAGCAAACCACGGACCAAAACCAGUGUUAACCACCAAUCAACGCUCUGGAUCUCCAAGACACCCAAGACAGACAGCAUGGAAGUAUGAAUGGCAGGUUACAUCACAAACAAGAUAAACAGAUUAGGCAGAAGUAACUGAAUGUUACCUCUCUUUCCCUCAUACUAUCCUUGUUCCAAAUACAUCUUACUAUCCACCUCAACCAAUGACCUGCUCUCCUCUUCUGCAUUUCCUUUGUUCAAUUUGUUCAUGUCUCCACCGCUCUGUUUAGUUUUUCCUUAUUUCCUUUCUCCUCCCCUCCACCUGUCCUGUCCUCCUGUUAAUGUGUUCCUGCAAACAAAAAUGAAACGACUUAAUGGAUAAUUUGGCAAUCCUCGUACCUAUCUGAUAUCAAGGUAAACCUACUGCUGCUGAUAUCAAGGUAUACCUGCUGCUGUUGCCAGGGAGUUUCUGCUGGAAUCCCAGUGUCUGUACGCAUGUGUGAGUGUGAGCAUGCUACCUUGUGUGUACACUAAUGUGUGUGUGUGUUACACUAAUUGGUUCCAAACAGAGGAAGUAAUUAACUAUCAGUAAUUAAGGGUGGUGCCAGGGGGACCCUGAUAAAAAAAGGAAUUGAACCAUCCCCUGUGACCAGGAAUAGGGUCAGAGCCACUUAACACAUCACACAGAUUCACUCCUGAAGAGCAGCACACAGCGAGGUGUAAGAGAGGAGGGAGAGUGGGGAGAGGAGGGAGUGGGGGAAAAGAGGCACAUUUAAGGCAAAGUGAAUAAAAGAUAAGGAGGGAGUGGGGGAAAAGAGGCACAUUUAAGGCAAAGUGAAUAAAAGAUAAAAAGAGAGUGGGGAAAGGAGGGAGUGGGGGAAAAGAGGCACAUUUAAGGGAAAGUGAAUAAAAGAUAAAAAGAGAGCGGGGAGAG